ACGGUGCUGUAGUCGCAUUAUCGGGUCACUCACGUCUCCAUCGGAAAUAGUAAAGUGCAGUUAUCUCUGAAUAUCUUUCGUUUUUUUAUGGGAAAUCCUUUCGAUGACAACGAAAUAUUGAUAAAAUUGUGAUAAAUAAAAGUGUGAGUUAUUGACCAGUGAAUAUUGUCACGAAUGAUAAAAAUAGUAAAGCGUUUUUCAUAAAAAUGAGGCUGAGAUCAUCCUAAACGAGGGGGAUUGGUCAACUUGUUGCUUCCACACCUUCUUCAACAGCCAGGUUGGGUCACCAACAGGUGACACAUGUGACUCCUACAAGAUGCCCAAGAAAAGGUUUAAAUUGCCAACUGGACGUCGUGCUGAACUAGAACGUUCUACAUCUCCUCCACGACGUUUUGAGUCUUCACUGGGCAGUGAUGACACCAGCACCCGUGAAUCCGAAUGCAGUCAUGAGCACUCACUCACCAGCCCCAUCUCUCCUGUGCCAGGAGGAGUUCCAAGGGCUACACUUUUUGAUUCCUUAGCAGCAGAAUUGCGUGCCAAAUUGAAUGGGAAUGCACCUCCAUUGUUACUUCCGCCCCGUGACUACGAUACUGUACAUCGAUCAAAGGGAAACCUGGCAGCUACUGAGCUUCGUCGAUGCCAGAAUCAAUUAAUUGUAGGUGGACCAGGGAAGCAGGGUAUCUCCUCGCAUGGAUCUUCUGGCAUCAGAUCAGAUCUGGCAGCUAGUCUUGAGCGUCAGGAUGAACAUUCAUCCAGCGAUGAUGACUGGACCAAUGAUCAUCAAGAAUCUGUUAUUGUAAUGCAAGCUCCACGGAGACCUGCCCCAGUUGACUUGACACCUACUAGAUUGCCAAAUCAGAGACCUACAGCCACGUAUUUGUAUCCCCACGUGCCCCUACGAAACGAGAAAUUUAUAGAUGAUCAUAGAGAACUUGUCAGACAUCGAAGAAUCCGUUCAAAAGUACCGGCUGAAGAUCGACAAAGGAAAGAUUCUUCACAAUCACGCGAAGAAGAGGAAAUCAAACCUAUUUUGAUGAAAAAUCGUCCUCCGUACAACGAAGCAACAAGAUUUCGAGAGUUAUUUGAGGAAGGUAGACGAUAUGCCGAAGAACCAAGAAGAUUCCAAUCCUUUGAUGAUGAUGAAGACGAAAUUGAGAGUCUAAUGAAAAAGCAUUCUCUUGCAGAGAUGAAAGAAAUUGAUUUUAGAGAGAAAUCUUCAAGGGGAGAGAAUCUUACAGACAAGCAAAAGUACAUGGUGGAAAAGUAUCGACAGAAUCGUUAUCGUGAACGGAUGUAUCCUGAUCAGAUUGAAGAUGUGGUUGAGAAGAUGGAAAAGGGAAAAUAUCAUGAUGAGAAGCCACGUCACAAAAUGCCACUAUCAGAAAAAUCAAGUUGUGGAAGUAGGGAAAAAUCAGCAGAAAUAUCCAAAUAUGGAGAAUUUCCUGUUGAAGGAGGAAUCGAUGCAAAUCCCUACAAUGAGCCAGAGAGUCAACCCUAUUGGGAAUCAGUCCAAAAGAUGCUUAAAUCUUCACUAAUUCAAUACAAAUUCGAAGAUGCUAAGUACCAUCGUGAGAUGCUUGACAAAGAGGAAGCUUGGCAGAACAAAAAACGCUACUCAUCGCAAGAACGUUAUCGUGAAGGUGCCAGAAAGUAUCAAAAUGCUGAAGAAGAGUUUAAGCCACGUCGACGAGAGCACGUAAUUGAAGAAUUGAAGGUGUCUCCAAAAGAGCGCUUUUACAGUGCAAAAGAGAAAUUCCAAGCGAUGGAACGUGGAGCUCACAAACCCCUGAGACGAUCUCGUGAUGCAAUAGUACACAGAAGAGGAUCGAUUGAUCCUCCAUCGAGUAAUUCCCUACGGCGUCAGAGAUCUCAUCCAAUAACUUCCAGAGAAGAUUGGAGUUCUGAUGAGGAUCUCUCGCUCCAAGGCAUUUCAUCCCCAUCUGUGUCCACAUAUCGUGAUCUUCCCUAUGACGAUCACGAACCCCCUCGUAUGACGCCCAGCAAGAGUUUGGGAAAUAUAGUCAAGGGAUAUCGGAAAAGCUAUGCUGAACCACGAGACCCCCUGCCCCGUGGCAGUGGUCGCGUUGGUCUCGCAGCUGUUAAUCCCUACUGAUCGACGACAACGAUUCGAAAUAUCGCAAUCUCGGUUGUGAAAAUUUAAAAUUGUAGUAAAUCUCUUUAUAGAAAGAAAUACUCAAACAUUCUACAUAAAAAUAAUCCAUCCCAGUUAUGUAUUUUAUGGUAUAAUUUAUUACUAACUCUCUAUUUUUCAAUCUCUUACGUGCCUUACAGAAAAAUCUCAUGGAAAUUGCCUUUUACUGGUUUUCCAUUAUCUUUUUAUACUCUUUUCUUUUGUAAACUUUUAUAUGGAUAUACAAAUAAAAUUUAAAAAAAGGAUUUU
Molecule: messenger RNA, 2401 nt
Organism: Phlebotomus papatasi
Lineage: Eukaryota; Metazoa; Arthropoda; Insecta; Diptera; Psychodidae
Product: trichohyalin-like
Exons: 3
Coding region: 317-2113 (598 amino acids)
Source: RefSeq, a predicted model, not a curated record